UGUUAAAGAUCGCUUAGAAUGACAAUACAAUCUGAUGUGAUUUGUCAGUAUUAUUUAUGGUGAAGAGUUUACCUCGUGCCAUAACGGGACCAAUCAAGCUAGAAGGAACAAAAGACGAUUUCAAUGAAUUUCAGUAGAAUGACACGACAGCUAUUAUUGGUACGUCAGCUUUCACAAUCACAAAGCGACCUUCGAAGAAUUUUAUGCACAGGUGCAGUGACCUCGACGACAAGGGAAUGCACGGUCGAUCACGAUGCAACGAUCGAAGUGAAGCCAUACGAAGACAUACCAGGACCAACGCCGGUACCAAUUUUGGGAAAUACUUGGCGAUUAUUUCCAAUAAUCGGCCAAUACCAAAUAUCAGAUGUGGCGAAAUUGUCGCAGAUAUUCUACGAUGAGUACGGCAAGAUCGUUCGUUUGACUGGUUUAAUAGGUCGACCGGAUCUGUUGUUCGUUUACGACGCUGACGAGAUCGAGAAGAUUUAUAGACAGGAAGGACCGACUCCAUUUAGGCCGUCUAUGCCGUGUCUGGUGCAUUAUAAGAGCGUCGUGAGGAAAGAUUUUUUUGGAAAUCUUCCUGGUGUCGUUGGAGUACACGGUGAGCCAUGGAGAGAAUUUCGUACAAGAGUCCAGAAACCUGUUCUCCAACCGCAGACGGUGAGGAAAUACAUAACGCCUAUUGAGAUGGUUACGUCUGAUUUCAUACAGAGAAUUCAGGAGAUUAAAGGCGAAGAUGACGAAUUGCCAGCAGACUUUGAUAACGAAAUACACAAAUGGGCUCUAGAAUGUAUAGGUCGCGUCGCCCUUGACGUGAGAUUAGGGUGCUUAUCAGGUAAUCUGACACCGGAUUCGGAGCCUCAAAAGAUUAUCGACGCGGCCAAAUUUGCUUUGAGGAACGUAGCAGUGCUUGAAUUGAAAGCUCCUUACUGGAGAUACGUGCCCACCCCUCUGUGGUCACGAUACGUACGAAACAUGGAUUACUUCAUCGAAGUAUGUAUGAAAUACAUCGAUGCAGCGAUGGAGAGGCUGAAAACAAAAAAAACUGUUGACGAGUUUGACUUGUCUUUGGUGGAAAGAAUUUUAGCCAAAGAAAGUGACCCUAAAAUGGCUUAUAUUCUGGCCUUAGAUUUGAUUUUGGUUGGAAUAGAUACCAUUUCAAUGGCUGUUUGUUCAAUAUUGUAUCAACUGGCAACUAGACCGGAGGAACAGGAAAAAAUUUAUCAGGAGCUUAUAGAAAUUCUUCCUGAUCCAUCUGUACCUCUUACUACGAGUCAUCUCGAUAAAGCUAUUUAUAUGAAAGCCUUUAUUCGUGAAGUUUUCCGAGUAUAUUCUACAGUGAUUGGAAACGGUAGAACAUUACAAAGUGACACCACAAUUUGCGGCUAUAGAGUACCAAAGGGGGUGCAAGUCGUGUUCCCAACUGUGGUAACGGGAAAUAUGAAACAAUAUGUAAAAGAUGCAAAAACGUUUAAGCCAAAGCGGUGGUUAAAAGAAUCUUCUAACGAAAAUUUGCACCCUUUUGCAUCGUUACCUUAUGGUCAUGGCGCACGUAUGUGUCUAGGUAGAAGAUUUGCCGAUUUAGAAAUACAAGUUCUGCUUGCCAAACUGAUAAGAUCUUACAAAUUGGAAUACCAUCAUAAACCACUUAAAUACAAGGUUACAUUUAUGUACGCUCCCGACGGUGAACUCAAAUUCAAAGUACUUCAAAGAUAGUGAUCAUCUAAAACAUUUAUCAAAAUAGCAGAGAGUAAUUUAACAUUUCUCCAGUUACCCUCUAUCUAAUUUCUUGGAGGGAAAAUUGCAAGCUCGUACAAUAAAAUACAAGAAAAUCCCCAAUUCAAAAGACCAUAUUUGUUACGACAUUUAACGCAAGCAAUUUUGUUGUCGGAUCGUCAAGUGAAAGAUAAUAAAAUUUAUAGGGGCCUUAAAAUUAAUGGAAUAAUUUAUUAUAGAUCGAAUCCAGGUGAACACACAUUAUAAUAUCAUUUCAGUUCUAUAUUUAUAAUAUUUCUUUAACCAACCACGAAGGAGAUUACAAGUCUGAGAUGAUGUGUGAAAUUUUUACUAUUUAAUAUCUACAGAAGAAGUUGCCUGUCUGUAUAAACGAUAAUUGAUGAUGCAAAAUG
Messenger RNA from Bombus huntii, 2126 nucleotides. RefSeq names its product probable cytochrome P450 301a1, mitochondrial (gene Cyp301a1). The coding region runs from base 124 to 1713 and encodes 529 amino acids. The record is from RefSeq and is a predicted model, not a curated record. Gene Ontology annotation, molecular function: iron ion binding; oxidoreductase activity, acting on paired donors, with incorporation or reduction of molecular oxygen; heme binding. NCBI's taxonomy places the organism in Eukaryota, Metazoa, Arthropoda, Insecta, Hymenoptera, Apidae. The transcript is spliced from 12 exons.